AUGACAUCGACUAACAAAUCGCUAAAGUUCCACGCGGGUAAAGUACAGUACAAUGAAGACACGAAUCGAUGCACACCAUUGCCAUACGAAGGUGUAAUCUCCAUCAAACCAAGUGCUGAAGAACCAGAUUUCUUGGAUUUCACUUGGACACCAAAACCAGAUCAAACUCUGCAAAUCAAUGGAACGCAGCAAGUGGAAAAAGAUGAGUUAUUGUUGAUACCGGGUGACGUUACGAUCAAGACGAUAAAAUCUUGCAAUACCGGCCGUGUGUUUGCAUUUACUUUUUUAAGUAGUGGAGCCAAGUAUCUUUACUGGUUACAGGAUGUUGGAGAUGUCGAUGAUCUUGGGAAGUUGACGGAAAAGGAUAACAAAUUGAUUCAACUGAUAUCGUCUUUGAUUAGUCUUGGCGAUGACGAGGAUGUUGAUAUGAAAGAGGAGGAUAAAGGAGACGAUGAAAAGAAGGAGAAGGAGGUAGAACAGAAGGAAUCGCAACAAGCGUCUCAAGCGACGGUGCCACAAGCACAAAGGACUCAAAACUUGCCAAGUCAAUCUCAAUCUCAAUCUCAAUCUCAAUUCAAGUUACCAAUAGGGUCAAUUUCUUCGGUUUUAGAUAUAUCCACAAUUGACAACCAUUUGGACAAGCUCUCCUUAGAUCAAUUAAAGCACAUGUAUGGUGAAUACUUGCCACCGUCCAUUGCUCAAAACCCGACCAAAGCCAAGAUAAUUGAAGUUGUGAGAAGUGGAUUUUUCCAACAAAGUGAACAGAAGUUGACCAAGCAGCUACGUGCUAAUGAAGGUGCAGGGCUUUUGUUGGCUCAAAGUUUGAAGUAUGACUAUAAAGGUGAGGGAAUUGAGAACUUUUUGAAAGGGGUAAGAGAAUUGUCCAAGAAGGAAAAGGAAGAAGAAGGGGAUGGGGAGGAGAAGGAUUAG
Messenger RNA from Lodderomyces theae, 930 nucleotides. Its product is annotated as proteasome regulatory particle lid subunit. Gene Ontology annotation, biological process: ubiquitin-dependent protein catabolic process. The record is from RefSeq and is a predicted model, not a curated record. The transcript has 2 exons. Gene Ontology annotation, cellular component: cytoplasm; nucleus; proteasome regulatory particle, lid subcomplex. Lineage: Eukaryota; Fungi; Ascomycota; Pichiomycetes; Serinales; Debaryomycetaceae. Bases 1 to 930 code for a protein of 309 amino acids. Gene Ontology annotation, molecular function: proteasome binding; endopeptidase activator activity; ubiquitin binding.